Molecule: messenger RNA, 735 nt
Organism: Anopheles marshallii
Lineage: Eukaryota; Metazoa; Arthropoda; Insecta; Diptera; Culicidae
Exons: 1
Coding region: 1-735 (244 amino acids)
Source: RefSeq, a predicted model, not a curated record
AUGAAGCUCUUCGUUCUGGUGUUGGUGUUGGCAGUGAUCGAAGCAGGCAAUGCAGAUCGCCCCGAUGCCCUGCUGGUGAUCGAUACGUUUAAGGAAAUUGUGCCACGGUACCUGGAAAAGGUGGAUGGAGACCUGCAGCAAAUAUCCACGCUGGAACGGGAAGGGGCGGAAGCGCUGGCACAACUUCACACCGAUGUUAUGCUCGCAAAGGAAACGUUCGUCCGGUCGGUCAUACUGCAGGAAGAUAAGCUGAAUGGUUUGAUGAGCGUCCAGAACACAACCGCCACCGACGGGCAGUGCAUGGAGUUCAUCGCGACUGCUGCUAACCAAACGGUUAACCUGAUCGGUGUGGCGUACACUACGUGCAUUAACGCGGCCGAUGAAUCAAUCGCAAACACCGUCUCUUGGUACUACUCCACCAUGCGUACGUAUGAGCAAUCGACCGUCAACUUACAGCUGCUGGAUGCAUUCCGUGGCGAUAAUGUGUUCUACACGCCGGGCAACAUUGUGGACCGACUACGCGAGAAGGAGAAAAAUAUGAUCCUACACCAGCCAACCUUGCCAAUCUUGCUCGAUUCCCAAAGGACAGCACUGCAGGACGAUUUGCUGGGAAUUCGCAGUCGUUACAUCGAGUGUAUGACCACCGCCGAAUUGUCCUUGCGAAGGUACAUCGAACUGGCGCACCAGCAGUUGAGCAACAUUUGUGGUGGAAAUCUGAACGCUGUACCGCACUGA